AGGAGCGAGAACGAGACCAAACCGAGCCACUGGUAAGAGUGGCGAAGGAGGAUUUAAUUUCCGUUGAAAAAAAAAAAAAUCAAUGAACUAGUUGAAGCUUUAUCAGUGCGAUUCAUUGUUCGUGAAAAUUCCCAAAAGGGCUUUUUCUUCCAUCUUUAAUUCUUGAAAAAGCCCUAAAAAAGAAAAAAAAAAAACCCAUGGAAUUCACGGAGGAGCAGCGGAAACGAGCCGAAGCAAAUCGCCUCGCAGCCCUCGCAAAGCGCAAGGCACUCCUCGAAUCCUCCAGUCAACAACAACACAACCAUCACAGCGACCACUGGAAGCUCUUCAAAUGCCCCAAGGUCUCUCGCGAACUCUCCCCCACUGCAACCGGUCUUUCUUUCUCCAGUCAACUACCCAAAACCGACAUGAAAAACCUGGAUUCGUACACCCAUUUGCCUAAAAGUUUCCGGGUCAGGCUUGAAAUCUGCUCCCCAGAUUCUUUCUCGGUUACCCCUUUGGCCCUGCGGGGUUCUUCCUAUCCGGGCGAGGAAGAGUGCUUGAGGAGACUAAGCGAUUGCUUGUCCAAUGUUAUGCCAUCACACUACACACAGAAUCAUGGUGGUGGAAAGGCUUGUGUUUAUAAGCUGAGUGAUUAUGGCAUGGUUUUGAAGUGUUUAAAGAGCAACAAGAAUGUUGCUGUUGAAGAGAUACCUUGGACAACUUUUAAUGUUAUUGAAAAAUUUUCACAUUCUUUUGUUGCGGGGAGAUGGAUUCCAUGCAAGCAAGAACACUUGUCUGAUGAUAAGGUUGAUGAGUUGAUUGGUAAGCUACCAAAGACGCUAUUGGAUGCACUCUUGCCUUUCCAACUUGACGGUGUUAAAUUUUGUUUGCGAAGGGGUGGUCGAUGUCUUAUUGCAGAUGAAAUGGGCCUUGGGAAGACACUCCAGGCUAUCGCAAUUGCUUGCUGUUUCAUGAGUGAAGGUUCUAUACUUGUUGUUUGUCCAGCUAUUUUGCGCUUUUCCUGGGCAGAAGAAUUGGAGCGUUGGGUUCCUUUUUGUUUGCCUGCAGAUAUCCAUCUUGUUUUUGGCCACCAAAAUAAUCCAGCCAAUUUGAGGAGGUUCCCUAGAGUUGUUGUUAUUUCUUAUACAAUGCUUCACCGUUUGCGGAAGAGCAUGCUUGAGCAAGAAUGGGCUCUUUUAAUAGUUGAUGAAUCUCAUCAUGUACGGUGCACAAAGAAAGCAUCAGAGCCUGGAGAGAUAAAAGCUGUUCUUGAUAUUGCAUCCAAGGUUAAGCGCAUAGUUCUACUGUCAGGGACACCUUCUUUGUCAAGGCCAUUUGACAUUUUUCAUCAGAUAAAUAUGCUAUGGCCUGGUUUAUUGGGAGAGACCAAGUAUGACUUCGGAAAAACUUACUGUGAUGUUAAAUUUGCCCAUGGUGUUCAAGGAAAAAUUUUCAAGGAUUUCUCAAGGGGCACUCGUUUGGAGGAGUUGAAUGUGUUGCUGAGGCAAACUGUUAUGAUAAGACGCUUGAAGGAGCAUGUCUUAGUUCAGUUGCCACCCAAACGCCGGCAGAUUGUACAACUUUUAUUGAAGAGAUCAGAUAUAGUUUCAGCGAAGGCAGCUAUUGGGGUGGUGAAUGGUGAUGCUUCUUUCAGAAGUGUCCUUGAAGAUGAUACAGACAAUUUAGAUGUGUCUGAUGAUGGUGAGGGUUGCUGCAGAGUGGGGGAGCUUUCUAACCAAGAGCUUGGUAUUGCAAAGCUAUCUGGAUUUUGUGAAUGGCUGUCCAUCCAUUCACUCAUUGCAGACUCAGAUUCUAAUUCUAAUAAAAUGAUAAUUUUUGCACAUCACCAUAAAGUACUUGAUGGGGUGCAGGAGUUCAUAUGCGAGAAAGGGAUUGGUUUUGUCCGCAUUGAUGGGAACACACUUGCUAGAGAUAGACAGUCAGCUGUUCUGUCUUUUCAAUCUUUGACUAAGGUUAAGGUUGCAAUAAUUGGUAUUACUGCUGGUGGUGUUGGACUUGAUUUCUCAUCGGCACAACAUGUUGUUUUCUUGGAGCUUCCUCAGUCCCCAUCAUUGAUGCUUCAGGCUGAGGAUAGAGCUCACAGGCGAGGGCAAAAAAAUGCAGUCAAUAUUUAUGUUUUCUGUGCAAAGGAUACCAUGGAUGAUUCCCACUGGCAAAAUCUGAACAAAAGUUUACGACGUGUUUCAUCUGCAACAAAUGGAAAAUAUGAUGCAAUACAAGAGAUAGAGGUUGAAGGUGUUUCUUUUCUAGAAACAUUUGACAGAGUAGAUAGCUGUGAAGAUUCUAUGUUGGAAAAUACACAGUGUGUUGAGCUUUCUGCUCAGCCACAGAGUUUUGAAAACUCUUGUUUAUUGAAGGAUACCGAGUCUUCUGGGGCAUGUCAUGAGUUGGAAAAAACAGUGCAUAGAUCUGGAGAAGAUAGUAGCAGAGAUGAUUGUUCAACCCAAACAGAAAAUUGCCUUAAUGAGGAGCUCGUGCUUUCUGGUGCUGAAGCUGACAAGGAUUUAGUUUCAGAAGGAAACUUUGUGGGAGAUUCUUCUGAAAUUAAAUUUAGGGAAGCUGGUGGAGUUAAUUCUCCCAAGUCGGAUAAGGGCUGUGAAGAUGAUAAUGAACUUGAAAAGGGAAAUUUAUUCUACCCUCAAACAGAGGAAAUACAGGAUGCUGGAGUUCAGAGAAGUGAAGCUGAUGAAUGUUACUCCAGUCAAGUAGAUUCUUUGCGAUUUGAGGUGAGCCAAUAUACUGGUAGGAUCCACUUGUAUUCCUGCAUUUCAGGAACAGAUUCAAGGCCAAGGCCACUUUUUCAGAAUUUUCGGCCAGAGGAAGUUGAGCCUCCAAAUUCUCCUUUUGAUGACAAUAGGGAAAGUACAGCUUCACACUCUGUGAAGGAUAAUCCAGUUUAUGGGCAUGCUGUUCUGGCAUUCAUCAAAGAUUGGAAUAAACUAAGGCCUGUUGAGCGGAAAAAAUUAAUUGGAAAGCCAUUGCAACUUCCUUUGGACAUUGAGUUGUGCUAUUUGAACGAAGACAUAAACCACAAUAAAGGGGGACUGCUAAAAGGUGGAAGCAUGAGACGCUCUACACCAAUCAUUGAGAUCAGCAAACCUUUACCCUCCAAUGCUGUGUGGAAAAAAGUCCAUCUCCGUACUGGCUGUGGCAAAAAGGAGAAGGAAUACACUCAGGGUUGGAACUUGACUGAUGAACCACUCUGUAAACUUUGUCAAGAUCCAUGCACGAGCAACAAUGCCUUAACACCUGAAUUUUUUGAGGAUCUUUUCUGUAAUCUUGGCUGCUAUGAGGAAUACCGGAUAAGAACAAGUAGUAGAUCCCUUCGUCAGGAACUUUUUCACCUGGAAAAUGGUGUCUGUACAAAUUGCCAAUUAGACUGUCAUAAGCUUGUGGAGUACAUAAGGCCUCUGUCAUUGGCGAAACGGAGAGAGUAUAUUGAGAAACUUGCACCAAGAGUAGCAGAAAAGAAGAAGUUGCUUGAUAAGCUUGUUAAGGAUCCAACAGAGGGCAAUGCAUGGCAUGCGGACCACAUAAUUCCUGUCUACAAAGGUGGAGGUGAGUGCAGGCUAGAGAACAUGAGAACUCUUUGUGUGGCCUGCCAUUCUGAUGUUACCAAGGCACAAUGUGAUGAACGACGCUUAAGAAGGAUAGAGGCUAAGAAACAACUGAAAGCAGUCAUGAGUGACGUCAAAAAUGUUAACAAGGUGAACCAGAUAGACAGUAAUAUGCAGACAGACAGUAAUAUGAAGUCACAGGACAACAGGUAUUUGGAAAUGCAAGCAAAUGAGGCCGAGGAUGAUCACGAGCAUGACCUUUUAGUCAAGGUUCCAGGAAGUGCCUACUCUUCUGGAAAUGACAUAGGUGCCAGAAGUGAAGCCAUGGAAGAGUCCUCUGAUUCCAAGAAAAUUCCUAAUUUAGAGGUAUCUUCAGACGGUCAAUGACUCGUCUUCUUUUGUACAUCCUAGCUGUCCCUUGGGUUUUUGUAACAACAAAGUUCCAGUUAAAUCUCAAGGAUAUUUUAGUUCUCAUCUCUGCAGUGCCUCCUCUGAAGAACAGACCAAAACAUACUGUAAUUUUAGUUUGAAAGAACAGAUCCUACAUUGUUUUAGUAUCUGUAGGCAUGCUCCAUGAGAGGAGUGAUAUACAUUACGUAACAAUACCCUUGCUGUAAUGCCAUUGUAAAUGUAAAUUAUUGGAAUUGACAAGUAGAACUGAAUAUACUUAAAAAAAGUUCAAUGGAGAAAGAGAAAACGGCCAAGCAUUUUUGUCGAGACA
Ziziphus jujuba (common jujube) is the source of this 4281-nucleotide messenger RNA. RefSeq lists its product as uncharacterized. The coding region runs from base 198 to 3947 and encodes 1249 amino acids. The record is from RefSeq and is a predicted model, not a curated record. Gene Ontology annotation, cellular component: nuclear replication fork. The transcript is spliced from 24 exons. Lineage: Eukaryota; Viridiplantae; Streptophyta; Magnoliopsida; Rosales; Rhamnaceae. Gene Ontology annotation, biological process: DNA repair; replication fork processing. Gene Ontology annotation, molecular function: zinc ion binding; endonuclease activity; ATP-dependent chromatin remodeler activity.